Glarea lozoyensis ATCC 20868 is the source of this 1794-nucleotide messenger RNA. Its product is annotated as Adenine nucleotide alpha hydrolases-like protein. Bases 1 to 1794 code for a protein of 597 amino acids. Gene Ontology annotation, molecular function: asparagine synthase (glutamine-hydrolyzing) activity. NCBI's taxonomy places the organism in Eukaryota, Fungi, Ascomycota, Leotiomycetes, Helotiales, Helotiaceae. The record is from RefSeq and is a predicted model, not a curated record. The transcript has 4 exons.
AUGUGUGGUAUCCACGCGUCGGUUUCCACCAAGGAGUUCCAAGGACCAACAGAUGGAUUGAAGCAGCUACUUUGCAACAGAGGGCCAGAUCAUCUAGGAGAAGAAGAGAUUAAGUUUGAAGCCGAAGAUGGUACAACGCGAUACAUUUCGUUUACAUCUACUGUGCUUGCCUUACGGGGAGGUCACAUUACCACACAGCCAUUCAAAGACAGCGCAAGUGGCUGCAUUCUCUGCUGGAACGGUGAAGCCUGGGCUGUCGAUUCGACUCCCGUGGUAGGUAAUGAUGGCAAGUUUGUUUUUGACUUGCUGUUGAAGGCAAGCUCCUCAAACCUCUCUUCUACAGAGUCAGUGGAUGCUAUCGUCAAAGUUUUGCGAAGCAUCUCAGGGCCGUUCGCCUUUGUAUUUCUCGAUUCCAAUCAUGGCUUCAUGUAUUUCGGCAGAGACUGCUUAGGGAGGAGGUCACUUCUCCUCAACAAAGAUACCAGCCCGUUGGCUAUGGAAUUAUCAAGCUGUGCGGAUCACCUUGAUUCUAAUUGGAAGGAAGUGGAGGCGGACGGAAUCUACCAGCUUUCGCUCAAUGUGCAGACCGGUACCGAAGAAACAGAAACUGGUAGUGGAAUUCCAUCGACGCAGCCCCUAUUUCCUUGUCAGAGGUAUUCAUGGGACGCCGGUAAAUCCGAACCUAAGCUAGGAGUGUUCAAUAAAGCGAUUCCUAAUCAAGGAUAUAUGCUUAAUCUGCACAGUCCUUCAGUCCAGCAAUUACGAGACCAGCUUUACGAGUCAUUGAAGCCAAGGAUUCUAAAUGUUCUCGUACCACCAGGACAAGUGACAAAUCAAAACGUCCGAAUUGCCGUAUUAUUUUCUGGAGGACUCGACUGCACCGUUUUAGCUCGAAUUGCUCAUGAAUUGCUUCCUGCUGACCAAGAGAUAGACCUGCUUAACGUCGCUUUUGAGAAUCCUAGGACGAUCAACGCCGCCAAUAAAGCGUUACAAACAGGGAAGCAAAAGACGACCCCUUCUCCCAAUAAAAAAGAAGAAGAAGAAGCUCCCGGUGGUUCUCCAGAGGUGUCAACAACAGUUUCUUGUUACGAAAAAUGUCCAGAUAGAGAGACGGGACGAAAGGCUUUCGCAGAACUGAGAAGUGUUUGCCCUAGCCGUCACUGGAGAUUUGUUGCGGUCAACGUGCCGUACGCUGAGACGCUUGCUCACAAGUCCAAAGUGAUAGGGCUGAUCUCUCCGCACAACACUGAAAUGGAUCUUUCGAUUGCAUAUGCAUUAUACUUCGCUUCUCGCGGCUGCGGCAUGGCGUCUACUGACACCGAAUCUGCAGCGAUUCAGUAUCAGACAUCAGCACGUAUUCUUCUGUCCGGUCUUGGUGCUGAUGAGCUGUUUGGCGGUUAUACACGCCACACGACUGCUUUUAGACGUAAUGGUUACCCUGCGCUGCUUGACGAACUGGAAUUGGACGUUCGCCGGUUGGGAAAGAGAAAUCUAGGACGAGACGACAGGGUAAUUUCCUACUGGGGUCGUGAAGCAAGAUUUCCCUAUCUUGAUGAGUCUUUGGUCAAAUGGGCUGUCGAGCGACCUGUCUGGGAGAAAUGUGGCUUUUCAAAUGAAGUAUUGGAAGCUUCUGAGACUCCCCAAGUGGACCCCGAGAAAAAAAUCUUACGUUUGGUUGCGUAUGGACUGGGAAUGCCGUCGGUGGCCGUGGAAAAGAAAAGAGCGAUCCAAUUUGGUGCAAGGACAGCCAAAAUGGAGAUCGGAAGAACCAAAGGCACAACUUUGAUUACCUAA